AUGGCGUCUACCUCAGGGCAUUCGAACCAGCUCUUAUAUGCAUGCAUUGCCCACGGGACCACCAUCCUCGCCGAACACACCUCUCCUGGCACUUCAUCGUCCUCGGCCUCUUCUCUGGCAUCAAUCAUUCUUCCCAAGAUAUCGCAUGCGGCUCCAGCAAAGCUCACCUAUACACAUGAGCGCCUGUUUGUGCACUAUAUCGCGGACUCGCCCUCUUCGACAUCCAACAGCCCCGACGAACAACUCUCCAGCCAUGCCGCCCUUACCUAUCUCGUGGUGGCGCAGACCGAGAUGGGCAGGCGAAUACCCUUUGCAUUCCUCCUCGACCUGAAGAAGAAGUUUCUGGCGCAGUACAAGCCGGAGUCUACGGAUUUCCAGUCUCUCCCGCCCUACGGCACUGCAGCAUUCAAUUCUACGCUAAAGGCGAUGCUACAACAGUACAAUACGUCGCCUCCCAGUGAUGCGUUGACCAACGCGAAGAAAGAAAUUGACAGUGUGCGGAACAUCAUGACGGAAAAUAUUGAACGUGUCUUGGAAAGAGGAGAGCGCAUUGAUUUGCUGGUGGACAAGACUGAUCGGCUAGGCGGCAGCGCUCGAGAUUUCCGGGUGCGCAGCCGGGGACUGCGACGGCAGAUGUGGUGGAAGAAUGUGCGGAUGAUGGUCCUGUUGGUAGUGGUGGUCAUCUUCUUGAUAUACCUGUUUGUCGGGUUUGGCUGUGGUCUGCCAGCAUGGGGCAAAUGUGUUGGUUGA
Capronia coronata CBS 617.96 is the source of this 750-nucleotide messenger RNA. RefSeq names its product vesicle-associated membrane protein 7. Gene Ontology annotation, biological process: vesicle-mediated transport. Gene Ontology annotation, cellular component: membrane. The coding region runs from base 1 to 750 and encodes 249 amino acids. The transcript has 2 exons. NCBI's taxonomy places the organism in Eukaryota, Fungi, Ascomycota, Eurotiomycetes, Chaetothyriales, Herpotrichiellaceae. The record is from RefSeq and is a predicted model, not a curated record.